AUGUCAGAUUCGGAAGAAUUGAACGAGCUUCCCGAGGAUGAGGAGGAGGAUCUCUUUGGUGACGCGCCAGCAGAUGAGGUUCAAGAAGACCGGAGUCGCGCCGGCAGCGAACGCGAAGACGCAUCCGACCAAGAUGAGGGAGACGGCUAUGGUAGAGAUGACGAGGCCCCACUACCCGCUGAUUAUGAGACGAAGGUCAUCGAGGCUGUUGAGAUGCAGCGUCAUCGCAUUCCCAAGGCGAAAGACCAGAGACUACGAUCUCUUCGCGUCCCGAAAUUCAUGAAAAUCAUUCCAACGAUUUAUGAUCCCGACACUUUCGAGCCCACUGAGCACGAUAUCGAGAACGCAAAAGCCGACGUACCAAAGGCCGACAUCCGUGUCCGAAGGCAGGGAAACAAGCUGCAAAGCAACACCAUGAUUCACAGAUGGAGCGAUGGUUCUGUGACAAUGACAGUCGGAGACGAGCAUUUUGAAGUUUCGAACAAGGCAUUGGCUCCUGGCCCUGACCAACCCUACUCUGAGCUUCAGGAUGGACACUACUAUGCCGCCGCGGCGGAGUUGACCAGUAACUUCCUCAUGUUCGUUGGACAUGUUACCGAUCAGUAUAUUGUACGACCCGGAAAGGAAGUGGCGGACGACGCUCUCGCCGCACUCGCUGAGCGCAUGGCGUCGAUAUCGCAAAAGCCUCAAGAGAAAGAUAUGAUCAUCAACACCAUCCAAGACCCCGAAUUGCGCAUUAGACAAGCGGAGCAGGCAGAGAAAGAGCGCAUGAAGAUGCAGAGACGUCGGGAGACACAGACUGCUCGCAUGGACGCUAGCCGGGGCUUCGGCCGCAGUGGAGGCCUCUCAAUUGGCGACCUCGAGGGUGGAAGACGUGCCGGUGGUUCGCGAAAGAGAGGCAUGCCUGGCGCACCGAAGCAAAAGAGAAGACGUCCUGAGUAUGACUCUGACGAUGAUCUGCCUUCUGGUGCUCGCAGAGGAGACGAAUACGAUAUGGAGGACGACUUCAUUGUGGCGAGUGAUGACGAGCUCAGUGAAGUAGAUCACGACGAUGACGAGGAGGAGCUCCUCGAUGAGGCACCACGAUCCAAGAAGCGACGCGUUUCGGACGACGAGGACGCCGAUGGAGAUGAUGAUGACAACAUGGAGCCAAGUGGUAGAGGAAGACGCCGUCACGUUGUCGAAGACGACGACUCGGAGUGA
Molecule: messenger RNA, 1203 nt
Organism: Colletotrichum orchidophilum
Lineage: Eukaryota; Fungi; Ascomycota; Sordariomycetes; Glomerellales; Glomerellaceae
Exons: 2
Coding region: 1-1203 (400 amino acids)
Biological process (GO): positive regulation of transcription elongation by RNA polymerase II; transcription elongation by RNA polymerase II
Cellular component (GO): Cdc73/Paf1 complex; nucleus
Molecular function (GO): RNA polymerase II C-terminal domain phosphoserine binding
Source: RefSeq, a predicted model, not a curated record